Messenger RNA from Funneliformis geosporum, 2775 nucleotides. Lineage: Eukaryota; Fungi; Glomeromycota; Glomeromycetes; Glomerales; Glomeraceae. The record is from the annotation of a GenBank genome assembly.
AUGCUCGUAAUCCUACCAAGAACUUUAUUCUCUUCCGAAUAUGUGAAAAUCAAUCAUGGUCCUCACGACGAAAAAAAAGGAUCGACUGGACAAGGUAUUGAGGUGGAAAAGGAUGAAUUUAGUCAAAUAAAAAAUAUUCGUAAACAUGAUAACGAACUUGACCGAAAGUUUUGUUACGGAUCGGAAUGCAAAUUCUUGUUUGCUUAUUAUCCACCAACAAUGGAAAUAUCGACAACAAAUAUUGAAUUCAUAACAUACAUAAAACUGGCGGAAUCGCUCGGACGUAUAAUGGUAUUAACUAACGUUGGAUCAAAUAAAAUUUCAACGUGUCAACACUUUCCAUUCAAUUUUUAUUAUGAUGUAGAUCAAUUACAGGAGAUGUUUCCGGACAUAAAAUUUAUUUCUCAAAAAGACUUUCAAAAAUGGUCUUAUCAUAGAUAUGAUAAACCUUCAACCUCUCAUUAUUAUUUAAUUAACGGAGGAGAACAAAAUUCCAUCAUGCCAGUCACACCUUAUUCCGAUUCAUUGAGGAAAACUUGGUGUCUUGAUAAAUUUCAAUUAAAUUUAAAUGAUAAAACCCCAUUUAAACAAUUAAGGGUUUCAUGGAAUACUUGGGAAUUGGAAGAUGGAAGAGAGGUUUUGCAAGAAUUCCUUGUGAAUAGUUUCCAAGAUAACUCUAAAGUGUUAUUAAUCAGACAUGAUAUAAGACAACCUUUAUUUAUAGAUGAAUUCCCUCCCUUACCUUAUGCCAAACACAUCAGGGAUUCAUCUUCAAAAAUUAUAAAUUCUCUAAGACCUUAUAUAGCAAUUCAAUGGGACAUCCAACAUAUAACACAAUACGUUUUACCGGAAUGUGCUCUUAGCCUCUUAAAUCAAGUACAAGAAACGGUUGAUAAAAGUUCAAUAGAAAAUAUAUAUUUUGCUUCAGAUUAUCCUUUACGUUAUUUAAAAGAUAUAAUUUCUUCAAAUUCUUCUGAACCGUUCUUUCAACCUUCUUCUAAAUGGAGCCAUAUCUCAGUUUCUCAUACCAAAACAAUGGAGGUGAUUGCGACAACAAUUCCUUAUCAAACUGCGGAUUCUUUGGGUGUUAUGAAACAUUUACAAGAUUCUUUAAAGGAUGAAUUCGAAAAUAGCGGUGUUAGGGAUAUUUUGGAUAAAUUAGUUUGUAUCGAAGCUGAUUUUUAUAUCGGUCUUCCAAGUCAUCAUUGUACUAACCCUAUGGAUCUUAAAAGGUCAAAGGUUGUUGUGGAAAUGAGAAAUAAAAUUUGGAACCAUUUAUCUAAUAGUGAAGAUAUUGAAAGCGUGCUUGACUUAAACAGCGAGUUACAUGCUCAGAAGCCAAAAAUGUUUAGCUUGCUUCUAACUCAAACCAAUUCAUAUGAUCGAUUACAAUCGAGAAAUCGAUUUUUAUUCAAGUCAUUAUUUCCAAUAAUAAUUUUAACAUUGUUAAUAGCAUUUUACACUCUCUCGGCCGAAUUUAUAUUUACGGCAUCUUUACAAUCUUCCACAACAUCCGAAACAUCAACCGAACCAACGACAAAGCCUUCCCUUGAUUCACCAACUUAUGAUGAGAAAUUCUUAACAUAUUUGCCUCAUAGUGGGUUUCAUAAUCAACAUGGAUCUCUCAUGAAUGCAAUGAUGUUAUCAUAUAUCACGAAUCGUACUUUAAUCCUCCCACCUAUAUUAAUUUAUCACACCAUCCCUUAUCAACCAUCUGAUAUUUUAUACGAUUCAUUAAAUAAAACCGUUACAAUUAAAAAGUAUCGAAUGAAUCAUUGCACGAACGUUUCGGCCGAAAACGAAUCAUCAGAUGUUGAUGAUGACCUUUGCAGCCAAAAGUAUUCGAAAUAUGAUAAAUUAACUAUGUUAAAUUGGGAGCAUUUAUUAGAUUUCUCCGAGAUAAAAAAGUAUAUCAAAUUGGUACAUCGCGGGUAUGAUUUCAACUUUGAUACAUUACUAGAACAAUUUUCCACAUCGAAAAGUGAGACAUUUUUCAUCGUUGAAAGUAAACAUUAUAAGUUUAGAUUUUUCGAUAAUGAUCAUUCCGAGGAGGGUCUGGAUCGAUUUAAGAAGAAAUUUUUUACGUCAGACUUAUUAAAAAUCGACGAAAAAUUAUUACAUUUCUAUUCAUUAUUUAGUCAUUAUAAGAUUGUAUUGGAACAACCAAAGAAUAUUCAUUUUUAUAAUAUAAUUCAUAAUACCUUUAUGGUUAAUAAUCCAAAAUUAUUGAAUACAAGUAACGAAGUCAUGCAAAAGUUAGGUGGAAAAGGGUCUUACUUUGGUUUACAUGUCAGAGUUGGUGAAGCAAAAUUUCGAUUUCAAGAAAAAGAAAAUUUAAAAUUCAUCAAUGAUGAAUUAAAAAAAUUCCUUAAAAACAACACGAUUCCAUAUUUAGAUACUAGUUACCUAAAUAAAAGCAAAAAGGAGGAGGAAUACUUUGCUUAUAGUCUACAGGAGUGCUUGGCUCAUAAUUUACCAGUAAUUUACAUUGCAACGGAUUCGAAAAAUCCCUUCAAAGAACUUAAACUCCUAUAUGAUAAAUAUCUAUGUAUCUUCACUUUAUUUGAUUUUAAAACCGAUUUAGAAGAUAUUGGUAAAACUUCAAGUGAUUUUGAUCCGAACAUUGACCUACUUAAUUUUUACAUACCUUUAAUUGAUUUGCUUACAGUAUCUUACGGUGGUGUUUUUAUCGGGACAAUAGAUAGCACCUUUUCAAGAAUGGCUUAUGAGUUGCAUGAUUUGUAUAAAUAUGGAGAAAUCAAAUCUCAUUUUUAA